Messenger RNA from Aspergillus affinis, 498 nucleotides. Its product is annotated as DUF4604 domain-containing protein. The transcript is spliced from 2 exons. The record is from RefSeq and is a predicted model, not a curated record. Lineage: Eukaryota; Fungi; Ascomycota; Eurotiomycetes; Eurotiales; Aspergillaceae. The coding region runs from base 1 to 498 and encodes 165 amino acids.
AUGUCAUUCAAUGCGAAGAACCUUGCCUACGAGGCCAAAGAACCGGCUUUUCUACAGAAACUAAAGGGCCAAUACGGCGAUACAUCUGGCCGCCUCCAACAACCCAUCUCCCGACCCCGUCGACCGAAAGAUGACAACGGUGAUGAUGACGAGCCCACGUAUGUCGAUGAAGAAAGCAACGAAGUAAUCUCCAAGGAAGAAUACGAGGCUUUGGUUCGCGGCGGUGCCCCGAAAGAAGACGAGUCAUCUGAAGAAAAGACAGUCAACAAAAAAGACCCGUCUGGGGCCGACGAAGGGACCCAAUCGACGACCGAGAAGGAUGGGCCAUCGAAACAAAAUCUAGCUGAAAUCGGAGGACAAAAGAAGCGGAAACAGGUUAAGGUCAUUGGUGAAGAUAAGCCUGAGGCAGAGAACGAGGAACUGCAGCCCAAAGAACCUGCAUCUCGAAAACCCAAGCAGAAAAAGAAGAAAAUAAAGCUCUCGUUUGAUGAGACAUGA